AUGUCGACUAUGCUCUCCUUGCUCUCUCAAUAUGAGAUCCUCGCUAAGACAGCUACAUACGUUAGUGCCCUCGAUCUUUUGCAUCUUGGACUUGCGAAUUCGGAAUUCCAUGCCAUCAUUCUUCGAUCUGAGUCUCUUCUCAACCGCUUGAAAUUUAAUACGCUGUGCGACGGUACUGGCUUAAAAGCGCGUCAAAACUACCAAGGCCUGUACGGCCCGCAUCCGGAGUGGUAUGGAAGAGGUAAAUACAGGGCUCCACACCAUGAUGAUGAGCUUGAAGUGCGCGUAUGGAAUCUCAAGUGUGAUGAGGCAAAUGCACUUCCUUGUUUUAGGUGUGGCAUAAAUGUUUGCGAGGAAUGUCGAUUUGUGCCUCGAGUUCGAGAGCCUGCUCUCUAUUCUUCUGAUCCAGAGCCCCAGCGAAACGCAGCCGGAAUGGUUCGUAAUCUAAUUUGUUAUUGUCCAGCGUGCGAUGAGCACGCCGAGGCUGGGCUUGAUUUUUCGCUCUCGAAAGUUUGCGACUGUGAUCAAUAUAAACGUUGGAUAUGCCUUCCCUGCAAAACCAUGGAAGACACGAUAUAUGCGCUCUACUAUAGAAAGCGAACGGUAGAAGACCCGCGAUGGUACACUUCCGAAGAUUCGCCAUUCAUGACUCUCCCUAAUAAUGUUGGUCGAAGACUGAUGUGGUGUCCAUGUGGAGUAAGACCGCAGAAGGCUGGAAAUGUGCGAUGCGCGUGGUGCCAGAGAAGGCAACUUAAAAGUUGCUGGACUGAUAGAGAUUACACUAUUCCUGCUUUCGAUGAGGAUCCUGAUUGGCCCCCAGAAAGGGAUUGGGACUGGGAAAAUAAACCCCAUGGACGGGGAAUCAGGUGGGAUAGUUGGAUUCCCGAGGAUGAUGAUGAACAGUAA
Glarea lozoyensis ATCC 20868 is the source of this 906-nucleotide messenger RNA. RefSeq lists its product as uncharacterized. The coding region runs from base 1 to 906 and encodes 301 amino acids. The record is from RefSeq and is a predicted model, not a curated record. The transcript has 4 exons. Lineage: Eukaryota; Fungi; Ascomycota; Leotiomycetes; Helotiales; Helotiaceae.